Messenger RNA from Cephus cinctus (wheat stem sawfly), 3230 nucleotides. RefSeq names its product golgin subfamily A member 2. NCBI's taxonomy places the organism in Eukaryota, Metazoa, Arthropoda, Insecta, Hymenoptera, Cephidae. The transcript has 13 exons. Gene Ontology annotation, biological process: Golgi organization. The record is from RefSeq and is a predicted model, not a curated record. The coding region runs from base 257 to 3142 and encodes 961 amino acids. Gene Ontology annotation, cellular component: Golgi cis cisterna; Golgi cisterna membrane; Golgi apparatus. Gene Ontology annotation, molecular function: guanyl-nucleotide exchange factor activity.
CAGUCGUGUCUUCAAUGGAUGCUUGAAAUUUACGUAAUCUACGCGCGCAUACAGAAUACCUUAUUGAAGUUGCUGAAUCGAUGGAUUUUAGAACGCCAAUUGCUCAAAGUGGUGAAGUGGCACGUAUGGAGUCACGUUAUAACCUGGAAACGACUGUCACGUCGCAAUAUUUUUCUAAUUGACAAUGUAAAUCAUUAAAAUUUAUAAGCCUGUACUGUGUUCCUUAUUGACCCGUGUCGUAAAUAAUAGUACUGACAUGAACAUGAAUAAAACUGAGAAAUUGUUAGCGGCUAGAAAAAGGUUGAAGGAAUUUCAACUCAAUAGGAAAAAUCAUCACCAGGAUGUUCCGGUGAAAGAGCAGAAUGAUUUACAAAAAGAAACACCGCCACUUAUUGAAGAUUCCUCAGUUGAUUGCUUGCAUAAUAAUGGAACCGAUGUACCAAGUCCGAGUAAAAUAAUUAAGAAUACUGAAACAAGGCCUGAAGAAGCUCCAGUGCUAUUUGAUCAUUUCAUGAAUGAUCAUGUUGAGGAGUCUUGUUUUGGUAAUACUUCCAAUGAAACAGUGAGUUCAGCCAUUAAUUACAAAGAGGAAUAUAACAUCAGUACUGAAGGAAGUUUGAUAUCACAAAGUAAUAAAAAUCACAUGAAUUUCGACUCUCUUGAAACUGAAAAUGUGCUGCAAAACAGUGACCCCUUACAAAAUACUGAUAGUUCCGCUAAUCUGGAAUAUUUUGAGACUGAUGUUGAAAGUUCUGUUACAUCGGAACAGCCAUUGAACCAUUCUGCUUCGCUGCAAAAAGAACGACUUUUGCAAAUGGCUUCAGCAGUGGCUGAUGCCUUAGUUGAUCACCCUGACAAUGAUGAAUCUGGCCAUACCUCCGACCUGGAAUAUCAGAAUCAAUUUCUAGUUUCUAGUCUUCAAGAACAGAAAGAAUUGGUUAAUCGAUUGCACAUUCAAGUGGCUCAGUAUAGUAGCAGAAUUUCCGAACUGGAAGCGACUCUUGCAACUAAAGAAGCGGAUUUCGAAGUGAAGCUUUUGAGGGAAUUAAAUCCACUAAAAGAGCAGUUGCAAGUUCAUGCUCAGACGACUGGAAUUCUUGUGGGCGAGAAAGCUGAACUAGCUGCUGCCCUUACACAGGUUCAGGCAACAGCGAAGCAAAAAGCUGCUGAAGUCGAGGAUCUCAGUGCAAAACUAAAAUCUUCCCAGUUACGUAUCUGUGAGCUUGAGAAAGAGUUAACACCUCUCAGAAGUAUAUCCAAUGACGUUGAAUCAAGAGAAGGAGCAACGAAACAGAUGAUCACUGAAAUGUCGGAAAAAGUCCGUGAGCUCAGCAAAAACAAUGACGAUUACGAAUUGGAAAUUUCGGAGCUCAAGCAAAAUUUAGAGCUGAAAAAUACCCAGUUACUGAGUGUUCACCAGGAAUUAAAAAACAAAGACGAUUUGCUGUCGCUAUGCGAACUUAAAGUGCAGCAGUUAACCAAUUCCCAAGAGUCAGAUAUCAUUGAAAAUCAACGACUCACAGUGGCUGCUUUGGAGCAGCAGUUAAAUCAGGUUCGUCAGACUCUCAAAACUGUCAGUGAGGAUAAAGAAAAGGCUAGUGUCCAGUAUGGAAAUUAUAUGAGUACAAUUAAUAGCCAAUAUGAAUCAGCACUCAAAGAGUUAGAAAAGAGCAAAGAAUUAAUCACGCAAUUGGAACUAAAAGAACGGAGCUACAUUGAUAGAUUAUCUGAUAUGGAGCAGCAGUUGCAGCGCGAAAAAGACAAAGUGGAAUCUUUGACACCGGCAGAAGAUUAUAAGAAUCAAAUAGAGAGCCUAACGAAGAACGUCGAUGAGCUUCUUCAGGAUCAACACAGCGUCCAGCUUGCUCUGAGUGAAAAAGAUAAUGAAUUAGAAAAUUUGAGAAAGGAGCUGGAGGAAUUACAAGCUAUAAAAAGCGAUGCCGUGGAGGCGUCAAAAUUAGUGGCGGCACUUGAGAGUGAAAAAAUUGGUGCAUCCAGAGCGGUUUCUCAAAAUCAUCAGUUAAAACAGCAACUAGGUGAAAUGCACGAUGCUUUUGUUCAUCUGAGCAACAGUAAGCUGGAUUUGACCGAGCAGUUACAGGCUGAACGGGGUAUCGGUAAGAAAUUGAAUGCGGAAUUAAACAAGUUUGAAUCAGAGAUAGAGAAGCUGAGGGAGGAAUUACGCGUUAAAGAAGCUGCCUUGGUGGAAUAUGAAAAAGAAAAACUUCACACUGCACAAAUCACAGAUCAGAUGCAGCAUUAUCAGGCACAGUCUCAUCACGCGAGUACUUUGCAACAGGAGCUCCAAAAAGCAUUGGAGACUAUUGAGAAUUUAAAGAAGGAGAAUCAGAAACUAUUCGCACAGCAACAUUUCGGUAAUCCUGGAAAUGUUCCCCAGGAAGUCUCAAACGUGAAGGAGACCAUUGAGACUUUAAAGAGAGAGAAUCAGCAACUACUCAACCAGCAUGUUUCUGCGAACUCCGAGACUGUUUCAGAGGAUGUCGAAAAUGUACCAGUAAACGAUUCUGAGGAUAAAGUAGACGAUUCAUCUUUAACUCUGAUUCAGAGUUCUACGCAAACUGUGGAAAAAGAGGAACCUAGUAUUCAACCCGAAGCUGUAAGAAAACUGGAAGAGAAAUUUAAGACCACUAUGGAAAAAAUCGCAGAACUCUCUGACGAGAAGCAAAGGCUGGAACACUUGGUCCUUCAGCUGCAGGGCGAGACAGAAACUAUAGGAGAAUACAUAACCCUUUAUCAGAGACAACGUGCUAUUUUGAAUCAGAAACAGAAAGAACGAGAGGAAGCAUUUUAUCAACUGAUCGAACAGAGAAAUCAGCAACAAGAACAAUUGCACAAGCUUAAAGUGCUCGUUGCUGAUCUUAUUAGUAAACAAUCUACAACUGAAAAUCCUGUGGACAAUUUAGGAAGCAAUCACGAAGGAGACCAUAACGAGAAUGUUGAUGUUCCUGAUGUUUCUAUUGUGGAGAAUUCUGAGAUCCAAUCUAUCGUACACCCCAAGGAUGAAACUACUUCUCAAAUCCUGGAUCUCUUGACGGAGAUAAAAGAUUGCAAAGAUACCUGUAUUCUCGAGCCGAAUUUCCAUCCUUGCCCUUGGUGUUCCGGAAAACUGAUCACCUUGUAGCCGACAUUAAUUGCUGCCGAUCGACAUAGAGCACAGGAGCGUGAAAUGUAAUGAUUGUAUAUAGACAUUGAAAAUUUUCUAAACUCAA